UGGCAAUGGUGCUGGAGGAGGUCCAGUUAUCGAUAAGCCGGAACGUAAACGGAGCUGACCUGCUGUAUAGCCUGCUCAAUGCCCCCUGGCUACAGUCACUGCUGAAGGUAUAUGUGUGUCUGCAGCAGUACCUGGCAAGGAGCCCCACACCUUUCCUACCUUCUGCAUCUACACUCUCACAAGAGGUUGUCUCUGACCUCAGAACAGCCUCCCCCUCUCCUGAAGUGAAAGAACUCCACACACUGCUGAGAAACCCACACAUGCAGGCUUUGCUUUCUGCUCAUGAUACGGUGGCCCAGAAGGACUAUGAACCGAUCCUGCCACCCCUGCCUGACAACCUACCAGAUGAGGAGGAGGCAAUGAGGAUCGUGUGCCUGGUGAAGAACAAGCAGACGCUGGGUGCUACAAUAAAGAGGAAUGAGGUAACUGGAGAUAUCGUGGUUGCCCGGGUGAUGCAUGGAGGCCUAGCGGAUCACAGUGGGCUGCUGUACGCCGGUGAUAAGCUGGUGGAGGUGAAUGGAGUUGCUGUGCACGGGCUGGACCCCGAACAAGUCAUCCAGGUUCUGGCCCGGUCUGCUGACAAGAUUGUGUUCAAACUGGUUCCCAUCUCUGACAGGCCAGUCAACAGCCAGACAACACUGUAUGUACGAGCCAUGACUAACUACUGCCCCCAGCAGGACCCUGCCAUCCCCUGCGCCGACGCCGGCAUGUCGUUCCAAAAGGGAGACAUCCUGGAAAUCGUGGACCAGACUGACGCCCUCUGGUGGCAGGCGAGGAAAUUACCCAACACAUCCACGUGUGCAGGCCUGAUCCCCUCUAGCAAUCUCCUCAAGAGAAAACAGAUAGAAAUCUGGUGGUCACAGCCCUUACAGUCCCAUGACUGCAUCAAAAGUACAAUAUUGAGUACUGUGGAAGAAGAGGAGGACAUGAUAACAAUUGAUGAGAGAUGUGUUGAAACAGAAGAGGUUGAAUUUAAUGGAUACAAUCGAGGCUUUUAUGUAGCUGGUUUCCGCAGAAGCAUGCGUCUGUGCCGCAGGAAGUCCCAGGGCUCCCAGCAGUCCUGCUCCAGCUCUGUAGCCUCCCCCUACGAGGAAGUGGUGAGAUACCAGCGCCACCCAGAGGACGGACACCACCUCAUUGUGCUUGUUGGUUCUUCUGGAGUUGGGGUGAAUGAGUUGCGGAAAAGACUUAUUGAAAUCAACCCCAAAAUUGUCCAAGGCCCAGUCCCACAUACUACUCGUCCUUCUAAGAGCUAUGAAGAGGCUGGGAGAGAGUAUCACUUCGUAUCCAAGGAAACAUUUGAACAGAUGGUUUACAAUCACAGGUUCCUAGAAUAUGGAGAAUAUAAGAAACAUUUGUAUGGUACCAGCAUUGAAUCGGUAAAUGCUGUUCUACAGAGUGGGAAAAUCUGUAUCGUUGACAUGGAACCACAAGGAAUCCAAGGUGUGAGAACACAUGAGCUCAAGCCAUUUAUUAUAUUCAUCAAACCACCCAGCAACAAUCGAAUGAGAGAGACUAGAAAGAAUGCACAAAUCAUCACAGAAUAUUACAUCAACCGACCUUUUAAAGAUGAAGACUUCCAGGAGAUUGAGGAGAACACAAAGAAGAUGGAAGCCCAAUACAGACAGUUUUUUGACCAUGUGAUAGUGAACGAGAAUCUCCAGGACUCAUGUGUGCAGCUGCUCAGCACAGUGAGGAGAGCUCAGGAUGAGCCCCAGUGGGUUCCAACUACCUGGCUAAGGCCAGCCACCCAGUCCUAGAAGCACCGGAGCUCCACAACAGAGCCAGGAGACAGCAGGCAACCACGCUCUGCACAACAGCUUGAAGAGAACUGUCUCAAGCUGGGAGAUGUAUAAAUGUUCAGGGCUGUGCAAGCAAAGUGUGUGCUCAUAUAAUCUGGCAAGACAACACAGUAUAUCUUUUGAUUUAUUUUUGAGCAACACCAGAUCAUUAAUGGGAUAUUACUUUUUCUGUGGUCUGAGUCCCUAAAUUGAAAUUAACCUUAUGACAUGUGUUUGUUACUAGUUUUGUAACAUUGGGGUUUGUUUUAGUAUAUAAAGGUGGUGUAUUGUAGACAGGUGCAAGGGUGAUUCAGUGUGUGAAUAAAGCAGACAGAGAUAAUUGUAAUCUACUUUUAGAAAUGUUUUUAU
Molecule: messenger RNA, 2150 nt
Organism: Polyodon spathula (Mississippi paddlefish)
Lineage: Eukaryota; Metazoa; Chordata; Actinopteri; Acipenseriformes; Polyodontidae
Product: MAGUK p55 subfamily member 4-like
Exons: 18
Coding region: 6-1760 (584 amino acids)
Cellular component (GO): plasma membrane; adherens junction
Molecular function (GO): protein binding
Source: RefSeq, a predicted model, not a curated record